AUGCACUCGCUUUACGGGGCGGAGCCGUCCUAUGCCGUACAGGCGGAGGACCGCUCGGGCUGGAUCUUUGGCCCGCUCUUCUACACAUGGAUUGGCGACCUCAUGCAGCGCGCGGCGCGAGAGGAGCUGAGCGCGGAUCGGCUGCCGCGCCCCAUGCGGGAGUACCGCGCCUACAACGCCGGCGUCGCACUGUCCGCGGAGCUGCAGCGUCAGCGGGCGCGCCGCCAUGCGUGGGACGGCUACGUGGGCGCGCGCGUCGGGGUGCUCUGGGAUGACGCCAGCGACGGCGUGCUGCGCUGGGUGGGUGCGGUGCAGCAGUACGGCACGCCGCGGCAGCUGUACGCGGGCGUGGAGUGGCGCGUGGCCCCGUCGCGGCGUCGUGGCGGCUGGGCUGGCCGCUGCAUGCGCCGGCUGCUGUGCCGCCGAGGCCACAGCCCUGUCCCCGAGCACGGCCCGGGGGCGUACCACCGCGGCGAGGUGGAUGGCGAGCACCUCUUCGACCCUGUGGAGGACGACACGGUGCUGACGUGCGAGCGGGUGGAGGAUGUGUUUUUCUGGCGAGAAAAGCCCGAAGGGGAGGCCCGUGGAGCAUCAGCUACCGGAGAGGGUCCCGGCGGCGACUCAGAGGGGGGCGGUGGGGGAACAUCAGCGGAGAGUGGGAUAGGCAUUCCCGCCCCACCGACGUGCAUGUCUGUAACGCGGGCUCUCAUUCACGUUCUCCGCUGGCAACUGCUUCUUUUGGGGCUAUUGCGUGUGACAGUGGAGGUUUCGACUCUUCUGACUCCCAUGGCGCUCAGUUGGUACCUUCGCCUCCUCCAGAGCAGUGCAGACACUCCAUCUGCUGAUAGUGCAAGCAGCGGCGCCAGCAGCGCGGCUUCUACGUCUUCGGAGUUAUUCAGCUCUGCGGAGGGCGAGAGCAUGAGGGGUGGUGCGUGGCAGACCUUGGCAAGCGUCCUUCUCCUCUUUAGCAUUGCGCUCGUGCGCAGUCUUGCCCUUCAGAAGUACAUUCAGGUUGUUCACCGUAACGCGUACGCCAUUCGGUCGGCCUUGUCUUCCUGCGUCACAGCCAAGUGCCUGUGCAUUGCGUCGCGAGAACUCCGGCGUCCUGAGCUGAACCCUGGACGCAUCGUGAACCUCAUCUCGACGGAUGUGGCAAGUGUAGAGAGCAUGCUUUACGUCUUGUGGAUGACAGUGACGGUGCCACUUCAAGUGUGUGUUACUGUGUUCCUGCUCUACCGGAGCAUUGGGCAGAUGACGGGCAUCAGCAUUGUGGUACUGUUACCCUCCUUGCCGGUGCAGGUUGUUCUGACAAGAAUGACGUACGCUUAUACCUUAGACAUGGCAAAGCUCUCUGACGCCCGCAUUCGCUUUGUGAACGAGUUCCUCUCCGGCAUCCGCUCCGUCAAGUUCAUGAGUCUCGAGGACAUCUUCGAGAGGGAGAUCGAUAAGCGCAGAAGAGUCGAGCUCCGUGCUGUACGUCGAUACCAGCUCGUUUCCAUCGCUACCUCGUUGCUUUCCCAGUGUGUGCCAACCUGCACAACAGCUGCGGUCAUUGUGGCUUACUACCGCACGGGUAAGCCCAUGUCCCCCGCUGUCAUUUACCCCAUUCUCUCGCUGCUCGGCCUCCUGGAUAUCCCCUUUGAGGUCAUUGCGAACCUCAUUGGUGUGUAUGCGCAGUUCUUGGUGUCGAUGCGGCGCCUCACCUCCUUCCUCGCCGCUGACGACGCGCAGGCACGCGACAUCCUUGAGGAGGCUCUGGCGUCGGGGGAGGGCGACGAUGUAGGUGCUGUGCUGUGCAACGCGACGGUGAGCACCUACAAGGCUGUGCCGCUGCCACCACCCCGCAGCCGCAGAAGCAGCGGCGAGGGUGACACGCACUACGAGCUGCGCGCCAAGACGGUGCUGACGGACGUGGACCUGCGGGUGCCGCGCGGGCGGCUGACGGUGGUGCUGGGGCCGACGGGCAGCGGCAAGUCGACGCUGCUGGACGCGCUGAUCGGCGCGCUGGCGGUGACGCGCGGGCGCGUGGCGUGCUCGCGCAGCGUGGCGUACGUGCCGCAGCAGCCGUGGAUCAUGAGCGCGACGCUGCGCGACAACGUUGUGUUCUUCGGUGCGCCGGACGCGGUGGCCUUUGAGCGCGCGGUGCGCAGCAGCCAGCUGGCGACGGACCUGGCGCUGCUGGCGGACGGCGCGGAGACGGAGAUCGGGGAGAGGGGCAUCAACCUGAGCGGCGGGCAGAGGGCGCGCGUCAGCCUUGCGCGCGCCGUGUACGCGGACCGCGACGUGUACGUGCUGGACGACCCGCUGUCGGCGCUGGACGCGCAGGUGGGCGAGCGCGUGAUGCGCGAGUGCGUGUGCGGCGCGCUGGCCGGCAAGACGCGCGUGCUGGCCACGCACCAGGUCAGCGCCGCCGCCUACGCGGACCUGGUGGUGCUGCUGGAGGAGGGCCGCGUUGCCUUUCAGGGGAGCUACGCCGCCUACCGGGACUUCGCGCGCGUGCACUACGAGCGCAGCUUAAGCGGUAUCAGCAAGAGUUGGAGCUAUGCCGCGCACACUGUCAGCGAGCUGGCGUCGGCUGUCGACCUCGCCAAGCUUGACGAUGUGCUGGAGGAGAAAGCUGCGCUGUCGCGUGCGUUGACGGAGACGGCACUGGAGUCGAACGCUGCUGUGCUGUGCGUAGCGCACCCCCUGACACACAGCGUACUCAGUGACGCACUGACGGAGGCUGUGCCGAACGUGACGGUAGUGGAGAGUGGUGAGGAAAAGGCGGUGGGUGCUGUUCCGUGGGCGGUGUACCGGCGCUACAUUGAGGCGUGUGGCGGCUGGGGUACUGUCUGCAGUAUUCUCAUCUUUUUCCUCGUCACUGAGGCGGUCUCUCGGUCUGCAGACGUGUGGCUCUCCCUCUGGUCAGGAGGAAUGCUCGAAGGGCUCUCUGCGUACUGGCGCUUAGCUCCCUAUGUGGCAAGUGUCCUUGUGGCCAUCACCGUCUCUCCCUCCCGUGACUUGUGGUGCUUCACAGCAAUGCGCCGUGCGUCUUAUUCUGUUCAUGCGGGGUUGCUGCACACCCUGACCCGAGCACGGCUCUCCUUUUUCGACGUCACACCGCACGGCCGCCUCAUCAACCGCAUGUCACGCGACAUGGGCCUCAUCGACUGGGACCUCCCCGCCAGUGUCGACAUCCUCCUCUUUUUCUUCUUCUACCUCAUUGGGUAUUUUUUACUCAUGAUCACAUCGCAGCCCUUUGUCCUGGUCAUACUGGUGCCAGCGGUGGUGGUCUACAGCCGCAUUUUUCGCUUCUUCUGCGCUGCCAACCGCGAGAUGCAGCGCCUCCUGAACAUCUCGAACUCCCCCGUCUUCUCCAUCCUCAGCGAAGUGCUGGCGGGGCACUGGACCAUCCGCACCUACGGCCGCGAUCGUGACGUAAUGCGCGAAGUACUGGAGCGGCUGGACGGCGUGUUUGCAUGCGCCUACAUGCAGUGCAUGGGAAGCAACUGGCUGUCGGUGCGCGUGGAGCUGCUCGGUAACGUUGCCGUGUCGGGGCUUGCGGUACUUGGUGUGCUUUCCACGCAGCUGCCGUGGAUGCACAUGAACCUCGGGCUGCUGGCUCUCACCAUCAGCAAGGCGUCUUCCAUCACAAUGGUGCUGUCGCGCUUCAUCAUAUAUGGGGCGUCUGCGGAAGCGUCGAUGAACUGCGUGGAGCGCGUGCUGUACUACACGGACAACGCGCCGACGGAAGACAUGGGCGGCUGUAAGAGUGCUGUAGAGGCGUGCAGCAGUGAUGCGCUCUCGGCGGCUGCCGACGGCGGAGAGGCCGCUGCUGCGGCACCGGCGGGAUCGAUUGUGUUCGAGCACGUGGACAUGCGGUACCGGCCGGGGCUGCCGCUGGUGCUGCGCGACGUGUGCUUCGCGGUGGCGCCGGGGCAGAAGGUGGGCGUGGUGGGGCGCACCGGGAGCGGGAAGUCCACGCUGCUGCUGGCCUUCCUGCGGCUGGUGGAGGUGUGCGGUGGCCGCAUGCUGGUGUGCGGGCGCGACGCGCGCGACUACGACGUGCGGGGGCUGCGGCAGCUGUUCUCCAUGAUCCCGCAGGACCCGCUGCUGUUCGACGGGACGGUGCGCAGCAACGUGGACCCGUUUGGCCGCUGCGGCGACGCUGCGGUGUGGCGCGCGCUGCGGCAGGUGGGGAUGGAGGAGCGCGUGCGCGGCGAGGCGGGCGGGCUGGACGGGCGCGUGCAGGAGGGCGGCGCGAACUACAGCGUGGGCCAGCGCCAGCUGCUGUGCCUGGCGCGCGCGCUGCUGAAGCGCGGCAGCGCCUUCCUGCUCAUGGACGAGGCGACCGCCAACGUCGACCCCGCGCUCGACCGCCAGAUCCAGCGCACCGUGCAGCACACGUUCCGCGACUACACCGUCGUCACUAUUGCGCACCGCCUGCACACCGUGGCCGCCUGCGACGCCAUCCUCGUCAUGGACCAGGGCCGCGUUCUCGAGUUUGGCUCGCCGCGCGAGCUGGUGGAGCGCGAGGGAUCUGCGUUCAGUGCGUUGGUGAGGUCGCUGAGCAAAGGCGCACAGCAGGCGUUCCGUGUGGCACUGGAGGAGAGGUAUGGGAGUGCGUCUGUGUAA
Molecule: messenger RNA, 4617 nt
Organism: Leishmania braziliensis MHOM/BR/75/M2904
Lineage: Eukaryota; Euglenozoa; Kinetoplastea; Trypanosomatida; Trypanosomatidae
Product: putative p-glycoprotein e
Exons: 1
Coding region: 1-4617 (1538 amino acids)
Biological process (GO): transmembrane transport
Cellular component (GO): membrane
Molecular function (GO): ATP binding; ATP hydrolysis activity; ABC-type transporter activity
Source: RefSeq, a predicted model, not a curated record